Messenger RNA from Vitis vinifera (wine grape), 1708 nucleotides. Its product is annotated as VAN3-binding protein. Lineage: Eukaryota; Viridiplantae; Streptophyta; Magnoliopsida; Vitales; Vitaceae. The transcript has 9 exons. The coding region runs from base 182 to 1432 and encodes 416 amino acids. The record is from RefSeq and is a predicted model, not a curated record.
AGAAUAAUAUGCCUCCACUUUCUCUCCUUUUAUCUUUCCCUUUUCCCUACACUAAACAAACUUCCACCUUUGAGAACCAAGCCCCCAAUGUUAAAUACCAUAGUCUCCUCCUUCCUCUUCUCAUCAUCUUGGUUGUUGCUUUCAUGUUCAACUCUACCUGAAGCAGAGCAUCAUUCUGACAAUGUCUGUGGGCUCCUGCGGAGGCUUCAAAUGCCCUUCACGUCGUCUGGAAAACAUCGAGGAAGAUGGGCCUGCGAGUUGGCUGCCGGAGACAUGUGCGCCACCAGAAACUCCCAUUGAGUCCAUGGAGUUUCUUGCUAGAUCAUGGAGCCUCUCGGCCAUGGAGCUCGCUAAGGCUCUUGCAGCUGACAACCUGGACAAGUACUCCGCCUUCUGUUCGGUUGGCAAUGAAGCUGAAAUUCAUGUUGCAAGUUCUGUGGCUUCAGAGGAAGCUAUUAUUCAACAAUUACCAGGUGGGGGUAGCCCUCCAAUUUCUCCUAGGGAUAGUGAUGACAUGAAGGAAUUAUUUCUACUUCAUCAGGCGCUAAACCCGGAUUUCCUAUCAAAUCAACAGUUACUCAGAAAUGGGCUAUAUAAAAGCAUAAUGAGAGGGAAAACAUUUGGGAGAUGGUUGAAAGAUCAAAAGGAGAGGAAGAAGCAGGAGAUUAGAACUCACAAUGCCCAGUUGCAUGCAGCAGUAUCCGUUGCAGGAGUUGCUGCUGCUGUUGCGGCACUUGCUGCAUCAAAUGCGGCAUCGCCUGAAGUCUUGGCCACCCAACACAAGAAGCCUUCCAAAACAUCUGCUGCAAUUGCAUCUGCAGCAGCGUUAGUGGCAUCCCAUUGCAUUGAAAUUGCUGAGGACAUGGGAGCUGAUCAUGACCACAUCUUAAUGGCUGUUAACUCAGCAGUUAAUGCCAGGACUAAUGGCGAUAUCAUGACUCUAACAGCUGGAGCAGCUACUGCCUUACGUGGAGCUGCCACUCUAAGGGCAAGGCUGCAAAAGGGGUGCGGAACUGCAACCCUUGUUCUUUCUGAGGAACAGAUUGAGGAAGGCAGAGAAUCAAACAUCUUGAUUGCACUGAACUUUGUCUCUAGGGGAGGAGAACUUCUUAAACGCACUAGGAAAGGAGCACUCCACUGGAAGCAAGUUUCUUUCAACAUAGAUUCAUGUUGGCAGGUGGCAGUUAAAAUGAAAAGCAAGCAUAUGGCAGGAACAUUUACAAAAAAGAAGAAAUGUGUAGUCUCUGGAGUCUAUUGUGACAUUCCAGCAUGGCCGGGGAGGGAGAGGGAAGAGAGCAGCGAGCAGAGGGCUUACUUUGGGAUAAAAACAGAUGACAGGAUAAUAGAAUUUGAAUGCAGAAAUAACAGUGAUAAACAAAUGUGGGCUGAAGGGAUCCAGUAUAUGUUGCACUGCCGGGCUAGCAUGAUAUGAAACCGAAACAAACUUAAAUUUGGAUUAGUGGAGAAGUAGAUUGUGAUUUUUGUAAGCAAUUAACAUGGAAUGAACAUCUCAAGCUUCCUAAACAGGUGUUGAGGGAAGGGUCAGAAAGCACAUAUUACAGCUGCUACAGUGUAUAUAGAGUGAUUGGUUAUCUACAUGAUGGGAUUGAACACAUUUUCAUUUCAGGAGCUUUUGUAAGAAAAGUGGCUCAAGGAGAUAAUUUUAAUAAACAAAAUUGUAAUGAAUCCUUUCAAGGAUUCAGUCAAG